This is a messenger RNA of Parascedosporium putredinis, 1083 nucleotides long. The record is from the annotation of a GenBank genome assembly. NCBI's taxonomy places the organism in Eukaryota, Fungi, Ascomycota, Sordariomycetes, Microascales, Microascaceae.
AUGAUCGAACUGCAAAGGAGCCACAGCCCAUUUGUCCACCAGGGUUAUCAGACCAAAAGCGCGUCUUAUGCCAUUUUCUUCGGCAGGGCCUCGAAUGCCAGGACAGAAGAGCGUGCCACAGCUCCCACGAUCCCGAGCUUCUCCGGAAGCGUCGCUGCCGCCACGGAUCCAAGUGCUGGACUGAAGGACCCUGUCGCUCUCAAAGCGGCCUGCAAGCAGGAAACUGCCUUUGGAGAUUGGUACGGGAUCAGAGACACUGAAGUUAUUGCUAGCUUCAACUGCCUAGGGGAAGUGACGUUGCAGUUCCUGGCCGAACGUCUGGAUCUCGAAGUUCAGGGCGAUGCCCUCUUCAUAAGCCGCUGGGAAGCCGACCCUCGAAACAAAUUGCACACGGGCUACGGAAAGCAAUUCGAGGAUCACACCGUGUCUUACGCACACCUACCAGAACUUAAACGAUCCCAAAGUAGCCACAUCGCCCUAUCCUACAAGAUGGGCGACCUGAAGCUGGCCGUGCAGACCGAAGUGGACGCCAUCGACUGCGACUGCCACGCAUCCCCGUGUCAGCCCGGAACCCCCGCCCCCAGUCCCACUAUCAGGAGGCGCUUAUCGGGUGGGAGAUUUGACGUGCUCUCGCUCGAUACCGGAGACAGCAAGGAAGCGCCAAACCACGGCGCCUACAGUUAUACUCAGGAGGGCACGCGGAUCCUACAUGCCGGCAAGCAGUUUAAUCUAAGCUGCUGCGUGGAGAUCAAGACGCGCAUGAAGAAGCCCGAUCAGAAGGAAACCAUCGAUUUCAUGGAGCAGCUGUACUUUCAGCGCACGUCGAAACUGUUCCUGGCCCUUCACAACAAUGGCUCGUUCUAUCCCACGCUUAUGGGGCUUUGUGACGUGGCCGACGACCUGAAAAGGUGGGAGGCGGAGCAGCAACCUCUCCUGGCGAGGCUCGUGAAGCUUUUGGAAGAACUCAGAGCUCGAGCGAUGAAGGCCGCCGCCAGCGCGGGCGGGCAGUGCAAGAUGUCCAUCGGCCUCGAGAUCACGCCCAAAUUUGACUUCACGGAUUUACAGAAUAGCCAAUAUUGUUAA